AAGAGUACCUACACAUCUUCUCAGAUUGUGAAACUGGCUACGCUGCUCUAGCUUAACUCUAGUUAAAAGCUCUCUAUUUAAUCAACAGCAAGCAAAGCAGUGGAAAGUGGUUCCAUGGAGUCAAACAGUACAAUCUUCUUUGUGAAUACUCUGUUUGCGUCUACUUAUGGGUUGACGGUGGCAGUUGGAUUACCCCUAAACAGCUUUUCGCUAUGGGUGUUCUGCAAAAGAUUGAAACGACAAACUGCUCCUGUAAUCUAUUUGACUAAUCUGGCAAUAUCAGAUCUGCUCUUCAUUCUGUCAUUACCUUUCAGAAUACAUUACUUUAUAACCACUCAAUGGCUUUUUGGAAAUUUUAUUUGCACUCUAUCUGAAACAAUAUUUUCAGUGAAUUUUUAUACAAGUACUUUAUUUAUUACAUUAAUAAGCAUUGAUCGCUAUCUAGCUAUAGUUCAUCCUUUCCAGUCAAAUUUUCUUAGAAGUCCGAAAGUGGCCAGUGCUGCCUGUGCCGUGGUUUGGUUUAUUAUCAUUUUGAUGAGCUUUCCAAUUGCUUUUCAAUAUCAUCAAAAGGAUCAAAUAAACAGUACAAUAUGUUAUGAAGGAUAUCCAGCUGAAACUUGGAAAUCUGCUGUUAAACUCAUAUUACUGAUAACAAUGCUUGUAUUUGCGAUGCCUUUUGUAAUAAUUAUCAUUUGCUUCUUUGCUGUUGUCAGAGUUAUGUUCCGAAUCAGAAAAGAAGAUCAGACAUUUAAAAGAUACAAAAUUGUACCAUUGUUUCUACUAAACAUCGGGGUCUUCACUGUGUGCUUUUUACCUUUUAAUGUUACUUUGGUAUUGUAUGGACUGUAU
Hypanus sabinus (Atlantic stingray) is the source of this 849-nucleotide messenger RNA. It is a transcript of the gene lpar5a, whose product is annotated as lysophosphatidic acid receptor 5a. Lineage: Eukaryota; Metazoa; Chordata; Chondrichthyes; Myliobatiformes; Dasyatidae. Gene Ontology annotation, molecular function: G protein-coupled receptor activity. The record is from RefSeq and is a predicted model, not a curated record. Gene Ontology annotation, cellular component: membrane. Gene Ontology annotation, biological process: behavioral response to pain; G protein-coupled receptor signaling pathway. The annotation marks the transcript as partial. The transcript has a single exon.